This is a messenger RNA of Durio zibethinus, 596 nucleotides long. NCBI's taxonomy places the organism in Eukaryota, Viridiplantae, Streptophyta, Magnoliopsida, Malvales, Malvaceae. The record is from RefSeq and is a predicted model, not a curated record.
UAAAACCCUACUUCCCCCUCUGCUGCUCUAUAUAUAUCUUUCUCUUUCUCAUAUCGCCAAAAACAGAUAUCGAUAGGUAUCCGUUCGUUCCUUCCUUCCUUCAUCCAGAUUCCGAUGGCGUUGGCAUCCAAGUUAGCUCAGUUGCAGUCCAAGGCAACUCAGGCAUCUCAAUUUGUAGCAAAGCAUGGUCCUUUAUACUACAAGCAGCUACUAGAGCAGAAUAAGCACUACAUUCAGGAACCACCCACUGUUGAGAAAUGUGAUCUUUUGUCAAAGCAAUUGUUUUACACUCGUCUAGCCAGUGUUCCUGGUCGUUAUGAGGCAUUCCAGAAGGAGAUUGAUUAUGUCAAGCAUAUGUGGAAGAACAGGAAGGAAUUGAAGAUCGAGGACGCCGGCAUUGCUACUUUAUUUGGUUUAGAAUGUUUUGCUUGGUAUUGUGCUGGAGAGAUUGUUGGUCGAGGGUUCACCUUCACUGGUUACUACGUCUAAUCGAGUCAACAACAACAGCUUUCACCAUGGUCUCUUUCUUGAUGUUUUUGUCAUAACAUACGAUUUUCUUAAAAAUUACCGAGUUAGCAACAAGCCAUUUGUUUCAA